Messenger RNA from Leptonychotes weddellii (Weddell seal), 4800 nucleotides. Lineage: Eukaryota; Metazoa; Chordata; Mammalia; Carnivora; Phocidae. The record is from RefSeq and is a predicted model, not a curated record.
AUGAACUUCUACAGAGAUCUCCCCAGAUACUUCAUCGUCUGUGGCACCUACCACGAACCAGACUACCAGGUGUACCUGAAUGCUUCGAAGGUCCCCGAGUUUUCCGACGACCUCACAGAGCUGGAGUGCCGGAUAGUGGACAUGAAGAGCUCGGAGGCCAGCGUCCGCUUCACCGUGUCCUGGUACUACAGGGUGAACCGGCGCAGCGACGACGUGGUGGCCAGCGAGCUUCUUGCGGUCAUGAGCGGGGACUGGACGCUCAAGUAUGGAGACCGGAGCAAGCAGCGCGCCCAGGACGGAGACUUUAUUUUUUCUAAAGAGCACACGGACACGUUCAGUUUCCGAAUCCAAAGGACUACAGAGGAAGACCGAGGCAAUUAUUACUGUGUUGUGUCUGCGUGGACCAGACAGCGUAACGACAGCUGGGUGAAGAGCAAGGAUGUCUUCUCCAAACCCGUCACCAUAUUUUGGGCAUCCGAAGAUUCUGUGCUCGUGGUGAAGGCAAGGCAGCCGAAGCCUUUCUUUGCUGCAGGAAAUACAUUUGAAAUGACUUGCAAAGUGUCUUCCAAGAAUAUUAAGUCACCACGCUACUCUGUUCUCAUCACUGCUGAGAAGCCUGUGGGGGACCUUUCCAGUCCCAAUGAAACCAAGUACAUCAUCUCCCUGGACCAGGAUUCUGUGGUGAAGCUGGAGAAUUGGACAGAUGCGUCGCGGGUGGAUGGCGUUGUAUUGGAGAAAGUGCAGGAAGAUGAAUUUCGCUACCGGAUGUACCAGACUCAGGUCUCGGAUGCGGGGCUGUACCGUUGCAUGGUGACAGCCUGGUCUCCUGUCAGGGGCAGCCUGUGGCGAGAAGCAGCCACCAGUCUCUCCAAUCCUAUUGAGAUUGACUUCCAAACUGCAGGGCCUCUAUUUAACGCCUCCGUGCAUUCGGAUACACCAUCGGUCACCCGGGGAGAUCUGAUCAGAUUGUUUUGCAUCAUCACUGUUGAAGGAGCAGCACUGGACCCAGACGACAUGGCCUUUGACGUGUCCUGGUUUGCGGUGCACUCCUUCGGUCUGGACAAGGCUCCCGUCCUCCUGUCUUCCCUGGACCGGAAGGGGAUUGUGACCACGGCCGAGAGGGACCAGAAGAGCGAGCUCAGCCUGGAGCGCGUGAGCGUGCUGGAAUUCUUGCUGCAAGUCCACGGCUCUGAGGACCAGGACUUUGGCAACUACUACUGCUCCGUGACUCCGUGGGUCAAGUCCCCGACAGGUUCCUGGCAGAAGGAGGCCGAGAUCUACUCCAAGCCCAUCUUUGUAACUGUGAAGAUGGAUGUGCUGAACGCCUUCAAGUACCCGCUGCUGAUCGGCGUGGGCCUGUCCACCGUCAUCGGGCUCCUGUCCUGCCUCAUCGGCUACUGCAGCUCGCACUGGUGCUGCAAGAAGGAGGUCCAGGAGACAAGGCGCGAGCGCCGCCGGCUCAUGUCCAUGGAGAUGGACUAGGGCCCCGCCGGGGAGCGGCCACCGGGGCGGUGCAGGAGUGAUUUGGGCGGGAAGAGGACAGCGAGCUUUUCACGUGCAGUGUGUGACACUAAAAACCAGUCCUCUCUCAUCUCAGGUGGGACCUGGCGCGCUCUCUUCUCUGCAUGUCCAGUCCUGAGCGCGGACACGUUUACCAGCACACGGCUCUCCUUCCCACGGCACUUUCUGGUAGAACAGUCGCGUGUGUGUGUUCCCAGCUGCGGCUUUUUAAUGGUUACCCCUUCGUCUAAUUUUUUUUUCUCCUGCCGGUUUAUAGAUCUCUGACCUACGUGUGUUCAUAUGUUUGGUUUCGAGGGGUUGCGGGGAGGAAGGACGAUGGCUUUCAGAGUUCUUGGUCUCGGGGGGUGGGGGGAGGACAGAGCUGCCCGCCGGGGCCAGCUUCUGCGUGGGGGGCAGCCCUCUGCCCUGCCCCGACCUGUGCCGAAGGCUAACAGGUGGCUUUUACCACCCUACCCACCCCGGAUUUUCAGGGGUUUAGACGACAUUUGAAAUCUAAACUUGCAGUAUGUAACUUCUUACUGAGCCCAAAUGCUUUUCUUUUUUUCCUUUUUUUUUUUUUUUUUUUUAAUGCUUCUCUGCCCCCUUUCCAUUUCUUUUGUAUUUGCUUUUAUGUGAGCGUGCUGACAUGGCCCUGGAAUCUAGAAUUUGGCUCUCCACCAAGCACCUUAUCUUGCCACCUUAGCCUUAAGAAUGAAUAUGACUACGAAGAGAAAUACACAGCCACCUCUGUCCAGAGCAGUACGAAGGUCCUCAAGGAAGAGGACGAUGGGGACAAGGGGAGGAGGAGGCAUUCACUGCAGUGGUUCCGAGGCCACCGUGCCUCGGGGGGCCCCAGGAAGAGUGGAAGAGGGUCCUGGGAGUUAGAUGCCCGCGGCUCGUGCCGGGGCUGUGUGCGGAGGAGGGGGCCACCGCCGCCCCCCCCCCCCGCCCUUUGUGGGUGGCAAAGGCCUUGGCCACCAAGGGACUGCCAGUGGCACCCACGGGUGCCCCGCGUCCUUCACGGGCUGCUUGGGCUCCUUCCCGUGAAGGUGUGUUGCUGCUUGCAAGACUGCCUGACUUCACAGAAUCAGAAAUUGCCUGGAAGAAAACCAUGCAUUUUCCAUGACCUUUUCAGUCCUUCAAGUCUUUGUAAGAUCCCCUGCAGGGGGUUAGCGAGAAAGGGUAUGCUUUGUGAUAUGUUUGCUUUCCUGUUAGGCACACGGAGGAAACCAGCAAUUUACUGCCGUGUGAACAGCCUACAAAGUAGAUCUGAGAGCAAUCCAUUUUGCCCGAUUGCUUGUCCCCGGAGUAGGACACGGACCAAAAGAGAUCCUCUGCUCCCUGAGGUGUCUGCCCCUGCACAGCACUGGCCUUUCGGAAGCAUCCCAGUGGGGUUUUCUGAGGCUCACUGGUGACUCAUGCCCUGCAUUGCAAUCCUCUGUGCUUUUAUCCUGGCUCUGACGAAUCUAACACUGCUCUGUCUUCCGAAGGGAAAAAAGAUUCGUUUGUUUUGAGCAAUAAAGUCAUACAAAAUGAUGGCCAUUCAUGUGCGGCUCUUUGUCACAAUGGGCCGGACGAGCCACACUGCCCCUCAGCUCACCAUUGUCCCCUCCCCUUCCCUGACUGGGCUGCCGACAAUCCGUUCUGCCCUUGUCACCGAGUCUCCCCUUCUGCUCCCCGGGGGGCAGGGGGUACAGAUUGCCACCCAGCUUCCCCUUUUUGUUCUACCCACCCAGGGGACCCCUCGUGGUAGACACCAUGCUAAUGGUAGAAGCACAGAUGAGUUCCCGGCCCAGCGUCUGCCCCACCGGAGCACGGGCGACCGGAGGAAGAGCUGGAGGCCUUGAUAGCUCUAGAUUCGGGUCUUUCCUACCCAUCGUUUCUGGACUCUGCGAUUUCAGAGGAGGUGGGUCACAGGUGAUUGUAGAUGGGGAAUUAAAGAGAGACCACAUAUUCACAGGUGCUAUUAGUGAAUCGGUGCCCUUCAAGCCUACACACUCAUCACUCCUAAAAGAUUCAGGAUUGUUGUAGUGCAGGCCCUUCUUGGUAGAGGAAAGGAUACUUAGCUGUACAUGUGACCGGGUGGCCCCAGGUCGAUGUGAGACCAGGGAGGGGUCACAGCAAACACUCGGCAGGAGAAGUAACAUGUGCUCACGCCGUACCUUCUCCUUUCGAACUCCGUUGUCGCUCAAGGCUGGGGGUGUUCAGGCAUUGACCCCAACCCCACCCUCUGAUCGUUGGGCCCUACUGCAAGUCGCCUAGAGGGGCUGGUCCAGAGGAGGAGGAAAUCCCAGGGUCUUGUCCCAGGGACCACAUUCCUUCCAGAGAGAAACUGGCCUGGAAUGUGUGUCCCUUUAAAAGUGUGAGAUACACUCUUUAGCUGUACCAAAUAGGGCUCCCCACACAGUGCUCUUCUGGAAGGGGUUCCUGCCGGAAGCACUCAUAUGAAUGGAAGAAGAACCUAGAUGAAAUUGCACUUCUUAACAAAAAGAAACUUUAUCAAAAGUUUGGGUUUUUUUCUAAUCACAAAAAUAUCCCCAGAAAGAGCCUGAGCUAUGUUCAGAUAGAAGCCUCGAAAUUACUUUAAAUUGUUUACUUUAUAAUGUUUACAUACACUUUUCACUUGUAAAAAAAAAAAAAGAAAAAAAAAUGCAAACUCUGACUUUUUAACAACUUUUCAGAUUUUUUCAUGGGACGGUGGAACUCUGACUCACCAACUGGAUUUAAAUCUUAAUUUAGACAUUUAUUUAUUUGUGUGUUUUUUCCCCUCCCUACCCAUGUGGCUUUCCCCCAAGAUCCUGGCAAAGGACGCCCCUCCUGCCCAGACCCUUGUCUGUCUUCCCUGGCGGCUCUUGCUUCUUGUUUUGCAGACUGCCUGCAGCCAUGAUUUUGUCACUGACUUCUGUGAGCCAAAGACUGAGCCUUUUUGGCAGGAAUAAUAAGCAAUACUACACAACUUGCUACUUUCAGAAAACUUUUUUUUUUUAGCUUCACCGAUGACAACAGAGGAAGAAGGGAACUAGGAUUUGGGUAAGUUCUCCUCUGUUAUAUGAGCAAAUUCUCAGUGAUAAAUAAUGUGUGCAGAUCACUAGGAGAAGAAAAGGUGACUUUCUGUCUGUCUUAGCGUGUGGCACAUAAGGAUCUGCCGGAUUUUACGUAGACAAAGAAAGGGUCUUGUGUAUUUUUGUCCAUAUCCGAUGUUAUACGAACUAAUUGUAUUGUUUUAUACUGUGACCACAAAUAUUAUGCAAUGCACCGUUUGUUUUUUAUUUCAUUAAAGGAAGUUUAAUUUAAAUUAAA